Anthostomella pinea is the source of this 1134-nucleotide messenger RNA. The record is from the annotation of a GenBank genome assembly. Lineage: Eukaryota; Fungi; Ascomycota; Sordariomycetes; Xylariales; Xylariaceae.
AUGACAGGAAGACAGCAGCGGUCGCUGCUGCUGCGGAUGCCGCCUCAGGUUCUCUUGAAUAUCACCAGUUACCUCAGAGUCGACCAAAAAGCCUGCCCCAGAAAAUCCCAUGGGCAGCCAGGCCCGAGUGUAUGGCAGCAGUGCCGGCUGCGAUACGUGGCUUUGCUGCGGACCUGCCAGUAUCUCAACAACACCCUGUUUCCCGACUACGCCGAAUGGGUCUUUGGCAAACUCGAUUCCAUGCUCUCCGAUGAAAGUUUGGACGUGUUCACGGACAUUGCCACUUCUCGCGUUGCCAUGUAUGGCCGGGAGAUCGAAGAAACGAUGAAAGAUUUCCUCGGGCGCCACCUGGGCUGUUUUACCGCUCUCGAGGGCCUCAGUCUUAGCUCUGAUCUGAAUUCAAAGGCUCUAGGCUUCCCCGCCACCUGCGACGCCUGCGGGGACGAUGAUGGUUUCAUCAGGAGGCCCGCCAUCUACGUCGACGCCAUUCACUUCACCACGCAGGAGCAGGCGGCCAAAUCCGCUGAUCUCGUCCUAUCCAGCAUCGCAAGCGCCGGUAUCCAUCUCAAGUCCCUGGCUCUCGAGGGGCGCCAGCCGCUUGACAUCCGCCCCAUCAUGCAGCAAGAGGACGCAGUCAGGAUGCUCGCUGAUCUAGACCGUCUCACCCUGGUUGGGGCGCCUCUAGAUCAGCAAGGCCUCGACGAACUCCUACCUCUUGCACACAACGUCAACUGGCUUUCGUCGACAACUAAACCCCCGGCGUUGCGUCAAUUGGACCUGGAAUUCGUGUGGCUCUCGCUCAAGAGCCUGCUGGCGAUUGUGCAGCGCUUAGGAUCCACCCUGCAAGUCUUGUAUCUCAAGGACAUUCAGCUCCAAGAUUUCGAGGACAAGAGCGAAAAUCUGUGGUCCCACUUCUUCAACGCCUUGGCCAAGACCCCGGGACUGGCACUUCGAGAGCUGUCAAUCCGUAAUGUUUGGCAGUCCACCACGCGAGGUCACAACCCUGUCUCGUUCGACGAGGACCUUGACACGGAGGAUGAUGUAUUCUAUGAGGAAUUCAAAUUGAAUAUCGAAUCGAAGGGGGAUCUUGAGGACGUCGCUAAAAACGCCCUUCUGGUUCUGGGCGACUUCUGA